Molecule: messenger RNA, 1993 nt
Organism: Tilletiaria anomala UBC 951
Lineage: Eukaryota; Fungi; Basidiomycota; Exobasidiomycetes; Georgefischeriales; Tilletiariaceae
Product: isocitrate lyase and phosphorylmutase
Exons: 3
Coding region: 257-1885 (542 amino acids)
Biological process (GO): carboxylic acid metabolic process
Molecular function (GO): isocitrate lyase activity
Source: RefSeq, a predicted model, not a curated record
CGUCCGUUGGUUGGCUGCCUGGCUGGCCCGAUCCAUCCUCCCCCUUCGAUCCCUACGUUUAUAUACUACGGACAUCUUCUCCCGCACCAUCUCUUUGCCGUUGAUCUUGCCAACCACCAUCCACGACUCGUGCGAGUUUGUAUACAACAGAGGAGACCGCACGCCUGCAAGUUUGCGCAGCAGCAAGAGCACCAGGCAUCAAAGCUGGAAACAACAAGGAACCAAACAUCGCUCCCCAAAUCGACACCAAUCCAUCAUGGGUUUCUCCAGCGAUGUCGAGCAGCAUGCUUUCGACGAGGAGGUUAUGCAGGUCGAGGAGUGGUGGAAAUCGCCACGCUUUGCUCGCACCACGCGCCCCUACACUGCACAGCAGGUCGUCUCCAAGCGCGGCACACUCAAGCUGACCUACCCGUCAGGUGAAAUGGCCAAGAAACUUUGGAAGACGCUCGAGAACCACGCAUCGCAGGGCACUACGUCUCAUACCUAUGGAGCUCUCGACCCUGUGCAGGUUACGCAGAUGGCCAAGCACCUCGAGACUGUGUACGUCUCCGGAUGGCAAUCGAGCUCUACUGCGAGCAGUACCAACGAACCUGGUCCCGAUUUGGCUGACUACCCAUACAACACUGUUCCCCAAAAAGUCGAGCACCUUUUCAUGGCACAGCUCUUCCACGACCGCAAGCAGCGCGAAGCACGAGCCAACAUGUCACCCGAUCAGCGCUCUAAAACUCCUUAUAUCGAUUACCUGCGCCCCAUUGUCGCGGACGCCGACACGGGUCACGGAGGUCUGACUGCUGUCAUGAAGCUCACCAAGCUAUUUGUCGAGAAGGGCGCUGCUGGUAUCCACAUCGAGGACCAGGCACCAGGCACCAAGAAAUGUGGUCAUAUGGCCGGUAAGGUGCUUGUACCCAUCAGCGAGCACAUCAACCGCUUGAUUGCCAUUCGCCUGCAGUUUGACAUCAUGGGUGUCGAUAACCUUUGCGUCGCACGUACCGAUUCGGAGGCGGCUACGCUCAUCACUACCAACGUUGACGAGCGCGACCACUCCUUUAUUCUGGGCAGCACCAACCCCAAUCUCGAGCCACUCGUCGACGUGAUGAACCGCGCAGAGCGCGAGGGCAAGACUGGUGACGCACUCCAGAAGAUCGAGGAUAAUUGGAGCGCGCAGGCGGGUCUGAAGCUCUUCACAGAUGCCGUCGCCGAUGCGAUCCGCAAGAAUGGUGACAGCGGCAAGGCGGAGCAGUUCAUCAAGGAGGCUCAAUAUAGCGCAAACCACAAGGCUCGCGCUCUGGCGGCCAAGUACGGCGUCAGCGAGAAGAGCGGCUUCUUCUGGGACUGGGACGCGCCACGCACGCGCGAGGGAUACUACCGCUACCAGGGCGGCACGCAGUGCGCCAUCAACCGUGCGAUUGCGUUUGCACCGUACUGCGACCUGAUCUGGAUGGAGACUAAGAGCCCGAUCUACACGCAGGCCAAGGAGUUUGCUGAUGGCGUGCGCGCCAAGGUGCCUGGCCAGUGGCUCGCGUACAACCUCUCACCGUCAUUCAACUGGGACGCAGCGGGCCUCAGCACAGACAAGAUGCAAAGCUACGUCUGGGACCUGGCCAAGCUCGGCUUCGUCUGGCAGUUCAUCACGCUUGCCGGUCUGCAUUCGAACGCAUACAUCUCGGAUCACUUCGCCAAGGCGUUCGCCAAGGAAGGCAUGAAGGCGUACGUAGAGCUUGUGCAGCGCAAGGAGCGGGAUAUUGGAUGCGACGUCCUCACGCACCAAAAGUGGUCCGGUGCCGAGUACGUCGACUCGCUCCUCAAGACGGUCACCGGCGGCGUCUCGUCCACUGCAGCCAUGGGCGGCUAUAACUCGGAGUCGCAGUUUGUCAGCAAGCAUUGAGAGCAGAGGGGAUGAGAUUCGAACCGUACUCGACGCAAUCACUCGCCCUUCUUCCAUCACUCCUUCGCUUUCUUCCACCGUUUGCGCCACCAAAUGCAGGACGGAGCG